CCGGCGAAAACUAGAUGGCACCUCAGCCGUAAAUUCCUCGAACGCUAACAAAGUCCCAAAAACAUAGCAGAGAAAUAUGCUUCGUGGGUUCAUUUCUCCCAUUACACGAUCCCCUCUCACUCUCUUACGUUUCAGGCACUUAGCUUACCUACCAACCAGUUCAUCAUCAUUCAAUGUGGAAUUAGACACUUAGCUUACCUACCAACCAUUCCGAUAUUUCAAGUGAAACCCAGUUCUUGAUCCUCGUAUUCGUAUAAGGCCAAGGUUCUCUAGCCUUUAUUGUCGGAGCAGAGAAAUGGAUCAGGACAUUUCACAACGUGAAAACCAAGUGCUUCGAGUGAAGAAGCGUGUCGCAUUUCGUUUAUGCGAUGUGUCGAGUCACACUACUGAAGUAAUGGAGAUUCAAGCUGACAAUCCAACAUUUCAUGUUCUAAUCAUCCCUGGAAAUCCAGGUGUUGUUACAUUUUAUAAAGACUUUGUGGAGGCUCUAUAUGAGCUGCUGGGUGGAAAUGCGUCUGUGACAGUUGUUGGGCAUAUAUCACACACCAAAAAGAACUGGGAGCAUGGAAGGAUUUUCUCAUUACAAGCCCAAAUUAAUCACAAGAUGGACUUCAUCAAACAGGAAUUGCAAAAUACUGCAGGCCCUUUAUUACUGGUAGGGCACUCUAUUGGAUCAUAUAUAUCCAUGGAAAUGUUUAGGAGGUCUCCAGAACAGGUGACUUAUUGUGUUGGGCUAUAUCCGUUUUUGGCGUUAAACCCAGAGUCCACAAAACAGGCCCUUAUUGGGAAGAUUACAGAGUCCCGCAUUGUAUGUGUUGCCUUGAGCUUUAUUGUUGCGCUCUUGGGAUUGUUGCCUAUAUCACUUUUGAGGUUAAUUGUGCUCACAUUCCUUGGGAAGUCAUGGUCAGCUGCUGCAGUUGAGGCUGCUUGCUAUCACUUGGUAAAGUACCACACAAUGCGGAAUAUUCUCUUUAUGGCAAUGACAGAAUUCCAAAAGCUUUCAGAAACACCAGAUUGGGAAUUCAUGAGGGAAAAUCUGGACAAGAUAGCAUUUUUGUUCGGCAUUGAUGAUCACUGGGCUCCACUGCAAAUGUUUGAAGAGAUUGCCGAGCAGGUCCCUGGUGUUGCUCUUUCAAUUGAACGAGAGGGUCAUACUACUCAUGGUUUCUGUUGCACUGAAGCUGGCUCAUUGUGGGUUGCUGAGCAGGUAGCAAGCUUGAUCAAGAUUAAAGUUUCAUUGUGAUCUGCCCUAGCCCACCAUGUUCUUCUUUAGGAUGCAAAGAUAACUGGAUGGAUAAGUCAAUCAAUUGAGUCAUUUGAUUGUUACUUGGUUGAUUAGAUUAUACUAGAAGCGCCAGUAAACUAGAUAGGCUGCUUCCUGUGGACACUAGCACAUUUCUGGCCAAUCUUUUUUGAUAAAUAAAGCUAUUUAUACACAUUUACUAAUUACA
Messenger RNA from Rosa chinensis, 1451 nucleotides. Its product is annotated as lipid droplet-associated hydrolase. The record is from RefSeq and is a predicted model, not a curated record. Lineage: Eukaryota; Viridiplantae; Streptophyta; Magnoliopsida; Rosales; Rosaceae. Gene Ontology annotation, biological process: lipid storage. The transcript is spliced from 13 exons. Gene Ontology annotation, molecular function: lipase activity. Gene Ontology annotation, cellular component: lipid droplet. The coding region runs from base 296 to 1243 and encodes 315 amino acids.